This is a messenger RNA of Camellia sinensis, 1080 nucleotides long. RefSeq names its product pathogen-associated molecular patterns-induced protein A70. The record is from RefSeq and is a predicted model, not a curated record. Lineage: Eukaryota; Viridiplantae; Streptophyta; Magnoliopsida; Ericales; Theaceae.
CUCUCACUCUUUGGAACCCCCCCCCUCCGACUGCAGAUUGCAAAGCAUAACACCCCCUUUCUUUCUCUCUCUCUCUCUCUAAAGCACCAUGUUUGCAGAGUCUGGAUCCUCCAUACCUUCAAUCUGGUCCUCCAUGAACAGCUGGUUCACACCCACUGUUUUCUUCUUCCUCCUCAACAUCAUGAUUGGCACCAUUCUCUUCAUUUCAAGCUCAGCAAACCAAAAACACCCACAACAACAACAAAACCCAGACCACCCCAUACUACCCAAAUCCCCUUCGGUUCUUCAGCGCCUCAGGUCUAUCAACAACCUCUACACUUCCAGAUCUCAAGACUUCAGUCCAAACCAAAACCCAGAUUCAGAAUCCCCCAAAUCAGAGACCCAUCAAAAUUCGCAACAAACCCAUUUCGAAGAAGAUUAUUCCAGGAGUCUAGACCAGGUCUACCAUCAUCACGUGAACAGGACCAACUCCGACACCAACCCGGCCUCCGGCGGGUUGCCGGAGAAGCUUCCGGCGAAGAUUCGGAAGUCGGCGAGUGCGAAAUCGACUUUCGCGCACUUCGAGGAGGACGAAAUCGUGGAGGCUCGCCGUCCGGCGACGGUGAAGGAGGGUAGAGUCUCGACGGAGGCUGUAGAAGAUGAACAGGUUGAUGCGAAGGCUGAUGAUUUCAUCAACAGGUUCAAGCAACAGUUGAAGUUGCAGAGGCUGGACUCCAUUAUAAGGUACAAGGAUAUGAUCAGCAGAGGGGGUGGAAAGUAAAGUAUCUUCAUUUCCUGGGUUGUUUUUUGAUUUUUGUUUAGUUUUGGGGUUGAUUUGUUUUUUCCGAAAAGUAGAGGGGAGGUUGGAUUAGGGUAGAUGGACACGUGGGGGUCGUGUUGGAGGACUUUUAAUAGUGAAAUGACAAAUAUGCCAUUUGGUAUUCCUAAGUAUAGGAUUGUUUGUUGAUGGUCAUAUUGGUCAUUUUAUUUUUUGCAUGCCUGUAUGGUUAUGGAUAGAGGAGAGGAUAUGGGAAUAUGGUCCAAGAAGAUGCUAAUAAUAAUCAUCAGUGACAUGGUGGCUAGAAAAAUAUUUUCCAUUUA